Trichosurus vulpecula (common brushtail) is the source of this 1933-nucleotide messenger RNA. Its product is annotated as zinc finger protein 239-like. Lineage: Eukaryota; Metazoa; Chordata; Mammalia; Diprotodontia; Phalangeridae. Bases 416 to 1444 code for a protein of 342 amino acids. The transcript is spliced from 2 exons. The record is from RefSeq and is a predicted model, not a curated record.
UUCUCCAGAAGAGUUAUCCUGGAAGAAUGUCAUCAACAACAGGCCUUGGAAUUUUCAGUUCGGAGAGGCCUGGGCUUGUGGUGUCAAGUCAGACAAGAAGCAAGACAGCCAGGAGAGUCCUUCCAGGAAAUUAGCAGUCACCCCCAGGAAGGCCAUAAGCAGAGGAAGAGGCCAGCAAUGUAAUAAAUUUGGAAGAAGCUUCAAUCGAGGGUCAGGCCUUUCUCUCCAAGAAAGCAGUCCUAUAGGUGACAGUCAUGAUGGAAGUGAUACACAUGGCCGGAUCUUCCCACCAUAUUCAGACCUAACUCAGUAUACUAAAGGGACCUUGAAGAAAGAACAUGCCAGGUAUGGUGAACAUGGGGAACACUUUGAUUAUCAGCCAGAUCAUACUAAAUAUUAUGGCAAGCAUACAGAAAUGAAAGCAUAUGAAAAUACUCAAUGUGAGAUAGCCUUCAGUUGGGGCACAACCCUUACUGGACACCCCCAACUUCAUACUGGCCACAACUCUUAUGAAGAUAGCCAAUGUGGGAAGACCUUCAGCCAGAAUGCAGAGUUUAUUUAUCAUCAGAAAAUGCACAAGGAAGAUAAACAAUAUGCGGGUAAUGAAUAUGGAAAAGCCUCCAUAGAUCAUUUAUCACUUACCACCCCUCAGAAAAUUCAUGUCAGAGAGAAACCUUAUGAAUGUAAUGAAUGUGGGAAAGCCUUUAGCCAGAGCUCAGAACUUAUUAGACAUCAAAAAAUUCAUACUGGAGAGAAACCUUAUGAAUGUACUGAGUGUGGGAAAGCCUUCGUCUGGAACUCAGAACUUAUUAGACAUCAAAUAAUUCACACUGGAGAGAAGCCUUAUGUAUGUAAUGAAUGUGGGAAGGCUUUCACCCAGAGUUCAUCUCUUACUUUACAUCAGAGGAUUCAUACUGGAGAGAAGCCUUAUAAAUGUGACGAAUGUGGGAAGGCUUUCACCCGUAGUUCAUCUCUUACUGUACAUCACAGUACUCACACUAGAGAGAAACCUUAUGAGUGUAAUCAGUGUGGGAAGACUUUUAGCUGGAACUCAGAACUGCUUAGACACCAAAUAAUUCAUACUGGAGAGAAGCCUUAUAAAUGUGACGAAUGUGGAAAAGCCUUCACCCAGAACUCAUCCCUUGUUUUACAUAAACGAAUUCAUAGCAGAGAAAAACCUCAUGAAUGUAAUGAAUGUGGUAAAGCCUUCAUCCAACACACAGCCCUUAUUUGCCAUCGGAGAAUCCACACAGGAGAGAAGCCUUAUAAAUGUAAUGAAUGUUGGAAGGCUUUCAGUCAGAGUGGACACCUUACUGACCAUCAGAGAAUUCACACUGGUGAGAAAGCUUAUGAAUGCAAUGAAUUUGGAAAGGUCUUCAGUCAGGACAAAGAAAUUAUUAACCAUCAGAAAAUCCAUCCUGGAGAGACAUUUUUAUACAUGUAAUGAAUAUGGGAAGGCCUUCACCAGGGGCUCCUUUCUUAUAGUUCUUCUGAUAAUUCAAAGCAGAUAAGAACUUUGUAAGUGUAAUUAGCAUGGGCAGGCCUUAGAGGGAGCAGAGACCUUAUCAGAUAUCUAUCUGUUCAGAAUGGAAUGAAGCCUUGUAAAUGUAAUGAAUGUGGGAAGGCCUUCUCCCAUACUGGACAUCAGAGAAGUCAUACUAGAGAGAAACCUUAUGAAUAGGAUUAAUAUGGGAAGGCCUGUACCAAGGGCUCAGUAUUUGUUGGAAAUGAGAAAAUUUCCUCUGGAGAAGAAGCGUUAGAAAUAUCUGCCAACACUUAUAUAGCACUUUAAGGAUGGCAAAGUGCUCUACAAAUAGCAUAUUAUUCGAUCCUCACCACAAACCUGGGAGGCUGGUGCUAUUAUCAUUCCCAUUUUUCAGAUGAGGAAGAUGAGACUAAGAGAAAUUAGUGAUUUCCCCAGGGCACACAGCUA